AUGUCGACCGCCGACGAGCUCAAGGCCUUGGGCAACAAGGCCAUCGCGGCCAAAAACUUUGACGACGCGAUCGACAAGUUCACGCAAGCCAUUGCUAUCGACCCAACCAACCACAUCCUCUACAGCAACCGUUCUGCCGCAUACGCCUCCAAGAAGGAGUGGGACAACGCGCUGAACGAUGCCUCAAAAACAACGGAGUUGAAGCCCGACUGGCCGAAGGGAUGGGGCCGGAAGGGCACAGCGUUGUACGGGAAGGGCGACCUCCUGGGGGCCCACGAUGCGUACGAGGAGGGACUGAAGAUCGACCCGAACAACGCCGGCAUGAAGAAUGACUUGGCGUCGGUGAAGCGAGCGAUGGAGCAGGAUGCGGGUGGACCUGCUGGCGGAUUUGACCCGACCGGUGGCCUCGGCAACAUGUUCAAGGAUCCCAACCUAAUCCAAAAGCUCGCGAGCAACCCCAAGACAAGCUCCCUGCUGGCCGACCCAAGUUUCAUGGUCAAGUUGCAGGCUGUGCAACAAAACCCAAACAACAUGCAGGAUCUGUUCAGCGAUCCCAGGAUGAUCCAGGUCCUCGGGGUGUUGAUGGGUGUCGACAUGGAAGUUCGCGAUUCCCCGCCCGCCGGCGCGACCGAUGUGUCUGGCUCUCGGGUUGAAGCGGAAGAGGACGUGCCGAUGCCGGAUGUCAGUGGUAAGAAGCCUGAGCCAGCAAAGAAAGCGCCGGAGCCGGAGCCAGAGCCGGAAGAGCUAGACGAGGAGGCCAUCGAGAAGAAGAAGGCAAAGGAAGCGGCCGAUAAGGAGAAGGCCCUAGGAACCGAAAACUACAAGAAACGCAACUUUGACGAAGCGAUCAAGCACUACCAGGCCGCGUGGGAUCUUCACCAGGACAUCGUCUACCUCAACAACCUCGGCGCCGCCUACUUCGAGAAGGGCGACUAUCAGGCUUGCAUCGACACCUGCACCAAGGCUGCUGAGGAAGGCCGCAACCUUUACGCUGACUUUAAGGUUAUCGCCAAGUCGUACGCCCGCAUUGGUAGCGCGUACGAGAAGAAGGGAGAGUUGGCGGAGGCUAUUGACUUUUACAACAAGUCCCUGCGUGAACACCGCACGGCUGACGUGCUAAACAAGGUACGGGCCGCGGAACGCAACAAGAUCGAGGCGGCGCGUCAGGCGUACAUCGACCCGGCCAAGGCAGAAGAAGCACGCGAGACGGGAAACAAGAAGUUCAAAGAGUCCGACUGGCCGGGGGCGGUGGCGGCGUACAGUGAGAUGAUCAAGCGAGCCCCUGAGGAUCCUCGCGGGUACAGCAACCGCGCAGCCGCUUUCAUCAAGCUGCUCGAGUUCCCUAGUGCGCUCGAUGACUGCGAUACGGCCAUUAAGAAGGACGCCAAAUUUAUCCGCGCGUACAUCCGCAAGGCUCAGGCUUACUUCGGCAUGCGUGAGUACAGCAAGUGCGUUGAUGCCUGCACCGAGGCGCUUACCAUCGACACGGAACACCACAACGGUGCCAACGCGAAGGAGAUUGAGCAGCAGCAACAGAAGGCGUUUGGUGCUAUGUACUCGGCGCGCGAGAACGAGACCGAAGAGCAAACCCGUGAGCGCCUGACGCGGGAUCCUGAGAUCAUGAGCAUCAUGCAAGACCCAGUGAUGAAUGCCAUUCUCCAGCAGGCCCAAUCGGACCCUGCCGCCCUGCAGGAGCACAUGCAAAACCCUAAUGUCCGCAGCAAGAUCCAGAAGCUGAUUGCCGCCGGCGUUAUUCGCGUGGGCCGGUAA
This is a messenger RNA of Dichotomopilus funicola, 1770 nucleotides long. RefSeq lists its product as uncharacterized. Gene Ontology annotation, molecular function: Hsp90 protein binding. The coding region runs from base 1 to 1770 and encodes 589 amino acids. NCBI's taxonomy places the organism in Eukaryota, Fungi, Ascomycota, Sordariomycetes, Sordariales, Chaetomiaceae. The record is from RefSeq and is a predicted model, not a curated record. The transcript is spliced from 4 exons.